Cynoglossus semilaevis (tongue sole) is the source of this 2235-nucleotide messenger RNA. RefSeq names its product G protein-activated inward rectifier potassium channel 3. Bases 1 to 1659 code for a protein of 552 amino acids. Gene Ontology annotation, cellular component: plasma membrane. Gene Ontology annotation, biological process: regulation of monoatomic ion transmembrane transport; potassium ion import across plasma membrane. Gene Ontology annotation, molecular function: inward rectifier potassium channel activity. The record is from RefSeq and is a predicted model, not a curated record. NCBI's taxonomy places the organism in Eukaryota, Metazoa, Chordata, Actinopteri, Pleuronectiformes, Cynoglossidae. The transcript has 3 exons.
AUGAACUGGGGGCUAGUCAACAUCUGGACAACCUCAGCAAUGAGCUCUACUGUGUUGGUCAGCAGAGAGACAUUGCAGAAUCUUCAGUGCAGCAGUCACAGACAGAUGUCCAUUGCUGUGGAACCUCGCAGAAACUCCAUUCCGCCAACACAGACUCUCACUGCCAAACACCUGCUAGCCUACCUGCCCAUACCAGAGUCAGGGUCCAGACAACACAGAAGUAACAUUAACAAGACAAACACUCAGGGUCCUGUCAAAUCCACUGUUGUGUCCAUGAUGAUCCCAAAAAGACCCUCCUUUAUCUUCAACAAUAUUAACUACGCUAACUGGCCACCACUCCCACCCCUUGAGGAGGCCUCAGCCUCCCAGACCCAGAGGCCCUGCAGUCAGACCUCCCCGACACUAACUCUGGCUCAGUCCCCCCAACAGCAGGCUCUCCUACCAGUUCCUCAGGAAGCGUCUGAAGAAACCCUCGUGCCUCAGCGUGUGCAUCGCAAUAGGCAUUUCAAGCGCUUCAGCUCCAGGUGGCAAUCACGAGGUUCCACUGGCAGUAACAAUAUUCCAGUCCCUAUACUGGAGAAACAAAAUGGUGCAAAGAGUCACAAAAAGCGUUGUAAGCUCUUAGGUGAUGAUCAGUUACUGCAUGCCACUGUCAGCCAUCAACGUCAGCGAUACGUCACCAAGGACGGAAAAUGCAGGGUCAAUCUGGGACCCAUUGUAGAGAAGAGUCGCUUUAUCUCUGAUAUUUUCACCACGUUGGUGGAUCUCAAGUACCGCUGGUUCCUCCUCGUCUUCACUCUAUGCUACAUUCUCACAUGGGUGACCUUUGGUGGGAUAUAUUUUUUUGGGGCCUGGUUGCGUAAUGACAUUAAGCAUGUUAAUGACCCACAAUGGCUGGCUUGCUAUGAAAAUGUGGAUGGAUUCCUGUCAGCCCUUUUGCUAUCACUGGAGAGCCAGAGGACUAUUGGGUAUGGCUCCAGGAUGGUGACUGCUAACUGUCCUGAGGGUGCCAUGCUGCUGAUGAUCCAGUCCAUCCUUGGCUCCAUAAUUGAUGCUCUAAUGGUGGGCUGCAUGUUUGUUAAAAUUUCCAGGCCACAGCAGAGAGCUCAGACUCUGAUCUUCAGCAAACACUGUGUCAUUUGUGAGCGCGACGAGAAGUUGUGUAUGCUAUUCCGUAUCGGUGAUCUCAGGGAGAGUCACAUGGUGGACGCCAAGAUCAGAGCCAAACUUAUCAAGUCCAGGCAGACCAAGGAAGGCGAGUUUAUUCCACUGGAACAAUCAGAAAUCAAUCUGGGUUAUGACACUGGGGGAGACAGGUUGCUAUUGGUAGAACCCCAGACUAUAACCCACGUCAUCAAUGAAAACAGCCCUUUCUGGGAGGUUGGGUCUGAGCGGUUAAAGAGAGAAACCAUAGAAAUCAUUGUCAUCCUGGAGGGAAUUGUCGAAGCAUCAGGUAUGACAUGCCAAGCAAGAACGUCCUACACAGAGGAUGAAAUUCUGUGGGGCCACCGAUUUGAGUCAUGUAUUUCCUUGGAUAAAGGAGCAUUUCGUGUAGAUUACAGUGCGUUUGACAAAACCUUUGAGGUGCAAAUGCCCCUGCUGAGUGCAAAGGACAGAAGCUCAACAAAGGAACAAGCAAUUUCAGACAAUUAUUGCUAGACAAAGUUUUUUUUCCAUUUCGUACAUUACAUAUAUUGAAUGAUGUGAUAUUGCACAAGCUACAUAACUUGAUCCUUAUCAUUCUUCAUCUCAGGAUAGUUGAAGCCUGUGUAUAGUUUGUUGUUUGAAAUGUACAUUGUUUAGCUAAUGCUUUCUGUUUGUGUUUUACUAUUUGUAAAGAUUAAAAUAAAAAUUGGGCUAAACCCAAUUGUAAAAUAGAAACUGUACAAAAAAAUGUGUAGUACAUUGUCAGAACUUAUGUUAAAACGAUUAUGUUGAAACGAUAAACGCUUCCCCUUAAUUCCAAACUGAUGAGCAGUGUUAAAAAUAGGAAGAAGAUGCAUUGAUGAUUUUAAUCAUAUGAUUAUUUGUAUUAUAGAGCCACACAAUAUAUUCAAAUGUUUAUCUUGUGUUUUGUACCAAUAUAUUAUUGAACUGAAUUGACUGCUAUGUGCAAAUGAAUGGCUUUUAUUGGCUGUUAAAGUGCACUUCUUCAUUUAAAAUUAAACAAAUACAUAAACUACCACAAUUCUUAUAAACAUCUUACAAAAAUACAGUUCUCAUACAUAUUUGAGU